GGGCCGUUCCCUACCAGUCUCAUGACAUUCUUCCCCGCUGUCUUUAGUGCGCACUGACGGUAAUGGACGUUCGUGUGUUGAGACGACGAAUAUAAUGAGUGUAAUAGAGAACAACACGGAGCAAUGCGGAAAUAGUCUAACCCGAGAGCUCACACAGAAUCCUUUAAAGAAAAUAUGGGUGCCAUCCUCCAAAAACGGCCUUCCAGAGAGACACAUUAGUCAAAGAAAGGUAUGCAUGACCAACUGCCCCACACUUAUAGUAACCGUGGGUCUCCCGGCCAGAGGAAAGACCUACAUCUCCAAGAAACUGACACGCUACCUCAACUGGAUUGAUGUUCCGACGAAAGAGUUUAACGUUGGGCAGUACAGACGUGAAUGUGUGAAGAUAUACAAAUCCUUUGAGUUCUUCAGGCCAGAUAAUGAAGAGGGGCUUAAAAUAAGGAAGCAGUGUGCACUGGCAGCUCUCAAUGACGUUCGGCAGUUCCUCACAGAUGAAGGCGGCCAGGUGGCGGUUUUUGAUGCCACAAACACAACAAGAGAGAGGAGAGAGACAAUCAUCAGAUUUGCAGAGCAGAAUGGUUUCAAGGUUUUCUUUGUAGAAUCUGUGUGUGAAGACCCUGACGUUAUUGCAGAGAACAUUGUGCAAGUGAAGUUGGGCAGCCCAGACUACACGCACUGUAACACAGAAGAGGCUGUAGCAGACUUUAUGAAGAGGAUAAAAUGUUAUGAAAACUCCUAUCAGCCACUGGAUGAGGAACUGGACCGGGACCUUUCGUUCAUAAAGAUCAUCGAUGUGGGAAGGCGGUACCUAGUAAACCGGGUUCAGGACCACAUACAGAGCCGAAUAGUUUACUACCUCAUGAACAUCCACAUCACACCCCGCUCCAUCUACUUGUGCCGGCAUGGAGAGAGUGAUCUGAACGUCAAAGGUCGUAUCGGAGGAGAUUCAGGCCUUUCGGCAAGGGGAAAGCAGUUUGCUGACGCUUUGGGCCAGUUUAUCCAGUCGCAGAGUAUCAGUGAUUUGAAGGUGUGGACGAGUCAGAUGAAGAGGACCAUACAGACGGCAGAAGCUGUGGAUGUACCAUAUGAACAGUGGAAAGCUCUCAAUGAGAUAGAUGCCGGUGUUUGCGAGGAGCUCAUGUAUGAGGAGAUCCAGCUAAAGUUUCCUCUGGAGUUUGCAUUACGGGACCAGGACAAAUAUCGUUAUCGCUAUCCCAAAGGAGAGUCCUAUGAAGACUUGGUCCAGCGUCUGGAACCCGUGAUCAUGGAGUUAGAGCGGCAGGAAAACGUUCUGGUCAUCUGUCAUCAAGCCGUCAUGAGAUGCCUGCUGGCCUACUUUCUGGACAAGACUGCAGAGGAACUUCCAUAUCUGAAAUGCCCUCUACACACAGUAUUGAAGUUAACACCAGUGGCCUAUGGCUGUAAGGUGGAGUCAGUCUGUUUGAAAGUCGAGGCUGUUAAUACACACAGAGACAGACCUACGAACGUAGAUGUGUCACGGCAGGCGGAAGAGGCUUUGUUAACAGUGCCAGAUCAUCAAUGACAGAUCCUUGUUCCUCACACACCAUUGUCCCAUCCCCAUUCCCAUUGUUUUUUUAAGGAUUGUAGACAUUCUAAAAUGCAUCUACUGCAUUGCCUAAAAAACAUAGGCAGAUUUUACAGCUCAAUAAAUGCCUUUUGAAUUACAACUCGGAAGCGAUGAACUCUGAGAUAAUUAUGUACAGAAUUAACUUGUUAUUCAGUUUGUGUUCCUCUGUUCAUUGAUGUGUUAAUACUAAGCUGCACUUUAUCACAAAUACACACUGAAGUUUUUCAGUUCCUGCUGCACAUGAAUGUAACCGCUGCUAUGAGGGAACACCAGUCACUCCAGUAGCAUGUGCAUUUUAUUUAUUGUGCAGGUAAAUGAAUGCAUUUGUAAAUUAGGUUGGGUUUUAGCUGGUUAAUUUUACAUUAUUGUCUUGUUAGUAAUUAUUCGUCUCUUCAUAAUUUAGGAAUGUGUAUUGUGUAUAUAAGAAUGGUGAAGUUUUGUAGCUGGCAGAGCCUUAUUGUGCUCUUGGAAGAAAGACAUUUUAGAUUUUACGUACUAAUUCAUAGUCAUUUUUUCAAUUAUUUGAAACACUAAGGAAUGUCAUGAUGUGAAACUGUCCUCUUCUGGUUACUGAGGAGGAAAAAUCUCUACUGUAAUGUCUAUUUGCGAUGCUAAUAAAAUGUAUUUGAAUAGUGAAA
This is a messenger RNA of Rhinichthys klamathensis goyatoka, 2226 nucleotides long. RefSeq names its product 6-phosphofructo-2-kinase/fructose-2,6-biphosphatase 4a (gene pfkfb4a). Gene Ontology annotation, biological process: fructose metabolic process; fructose 2,6-bisphosphate metabolic process. NCBI's taxonomy places the organism in Eukaryota, Metazoa, Chordata, Actinopteri, Cypriniformes, Leuciscidae. Gene Ontology annotation, cellular component: cytosol. Gene Ontology annotation, molecular function: ATP binding; 6-phosphofructo-2-kinase activity; fructose-2,6-bisphosphate 2-phosphatase activity. The record is from RefSeq and is a predicted model, not a curated record. The transcript has 14 exons. The coding region runs from base 95 to 1543 and encodes 482 amino acids.